Saccostrea cuccullata (small rock oyster) is the source of this 820-nucleotide messenger RNA. Its product is annotated as succinyl-CoA:3-ketoacid coenzyme A transferase 2A, mitochondrial-like. The coding region runs from base 93 to 389 and encodes 98 amino acids. Gene Ontology annotation, cellular component: mitochondrion. The transcript is spliced from 4 exons. Gene Ontology annotation, molecular function: succinyl-CoA:3-oxo-acid CoA-transferase activity. Lineage: Eukaryota; Metazoa; Mollusca; Bivalvia; Ostreida; Ostreidae. The record is from RefSeq and is a predicted model, not a curated record.
AUGGGAAAUUUAUGUGAUUAUGACUUAUUCAAUGAACUGUUUGCCUUGUUGUACUAAUCUGUUAUAUAUUUUUAGGGUGGUUAGUCAAGGGAAUGGGUGGAGCUAUGGAUCUGGUGUCCAGUCACAAAACUAAGGUUAUUGUUACAAUGGAGCACCAGGACAAGAAAGGAAACAGUAAGAUAGUCAACAGCUGUGAUUUGCCACUGACGGGUAAAAACUGUGUGGAUAUGAUCAUCACAGACAAGUGUGUGUUUGACGUGGACUCACAGAAGGGACUAAUUUUAACGGAGAUUGUAGAAAACGAAGAUGCCGCCAGCAUUGUUGGUGCCACCAACUGUGAAUUUGUAGUUGCUCCAGAUGUUAAAGUAAUGGGGCAGAUUCAGACAUAGAUAAUGGGGAGACAACUCACUGCUGGUCUCGUCAAUGUGUGUGUCUGAUAUGUGAUAUGUAGACUUAUAAACAGGGUGGCAUGAUGAGAGCUAUAGACCUUAACACUGGAGUAGAGGUCAAAGGUCAAAACACUCAACUCUUUGUGAUCUGAGCCUCAUGUAAUAAUUGUGAGACAAAUAUGUUUAUGUUUCAUUAUGUAUUGUAGGGAUAAAUUAACCUUGCUCUCAUCUACUUGGCAAAAGUGAUAUUUCACAGAAGAAGACAAUUUUUUUUUGUAUACAUGAUUUUAAUCAUAGUCAACUAAGGUAUUGCAUAAUAAAUAAAAAUUUUCUGAGUUUCUGUGCUCUUCACAAACAAAUAUCUACUUGAACGGCUUCAAAACAUUGUUUCAUUAGUCGUUUCUCUGCUUAAUUAAGGAUGUACAAUGUGU